AUGACAGCAGAGCUCCCAGACAGAAGAAGGCUGAUAAAAUUGAUAUUCUUGAAAAAAGUGGCAACAUUGAACCAAGUUCAGACUCCCGAGUACACAGUUUCAUUUUCCAGCAUUGAAACAUGUCCAUACGGUCACUAUGGGCCAGACUGUAAGCUCAGGUGCCACUGUACCAAUGAAGAGAUGUGUGACCGCUUCCAAGGAUGCCUCUGCUCUCAAGGAUGGCAAGGGCUGCAGUGUGAGAAAGAAGGCAGGCCAAGGAUGACUCCACAGAUAGAGGAUUUGCCAGAUCACAUAGAAGUAAACAGUGGGAAAUUUAACCCCAUCUGCAAGGCCUCUGGCUGGCCACUACCUACUAGUGAAGAAAUGACCCUGGUGAAGCCGGAUGGGACAGUGCUCCAACCAAAUGACUUCAACCAUACAGAUCAUUUCUCAGUGGCCAUAUUCACUGUCAACCGAAUCUUACCUCCUGACUCAGGAGUUUGGGUCUGCAGUGUGAACACAGUGGCUGGGAUGGUGGAAAAGCCUUUCAACAUUUCUGUCAAAGUUCUUCCAGAGCCCCUGCAUGCCCCAAAUGUUAUUGACACUGGACACAACUUUGCUAUCAUCAACAUCAGCUCUGAGCCUUACUUUGGGGAUGGACCGAUCAAAUCCAAGAAGCUUUUCUAUAAACCUGUCAAUCAGGCCUGGAAAUACAUUCAAGUGAUGAAUGAGGUUGUCACACUCAACUACCUGGAGCCUCGGACUGACUACGAGCUGUGUGUACAGCUGGUCCGUCCUGGAGAGGGUGGAGAAGGACAUCCUGGACCUGUGAGAAGAUUCACAACAGCGUCUAUCGGACUCCCUCCUCCAAGAGGUCUCAGUCUCCUACCCAAAAGCCAGACAGCUCUGAAUUUGACUUGGCAACCGAUAUUUACAAGCUCAGAAGAUGAAUUUUAUGUGGAAGUUGAGAGGUGGUCCCAGCAAACAAGAAGUGAUCAGCAGAACAUCAAAGUGCCUGGGAACCUGACUUCCGUGCUGCUGAACAACUUACUCCCCAGGGAGCAGUACAGCGUCCGGGCUAGAGUCAACACCAAGGCCCAGGGGGAGUGGAGUGAAGAACUCAGGGCCUGGACCCUUAGUGACAUUCUCCCUCCUCAACCAGAAAACAUCAAGAUCACCAACAUCACUGAUUACACAGCUCUGGUUUCUUGGACAAUAGUGGAUGGCUAUUCGAUUUCUUCCAUCAUCAUCCGGUAUAAGGUUCAGGGCAAAAAUGAAGACCAGCACAUUGACGUGAAGAUCAAGAAUGCUACCAUCACUCAAUACCAGCUCAAGGGCCUAGAGCCAGAGACUACAUACCAUGUGGAUAUUUUUGCUGAGAACAACAUAGGAUCAAGCAACCCAGCCUUUUCCCAAGAACUUAGGACACUUCCAGCCCCUAAAGACCUUGGAGGGGGAAAGAUGCUACUUAUAGCCAUUCUUGGGUCGGCUGGAAUGACUUGCAUCACCGUGCUGUUGGCGUUUCUGAUUAUGUUGCAACUGAAGAGAGCAAAUGUCCAAAGGAGAAUGGCCCAGGCCUUCCAGAACGUGAGAGAAGAACCAGCUGUUCAGUUCAACUCAGGAACUCUGGCCCUAAACAGGAAGGCCAAAAACAAUCCGGAUCCCACAAUUUAUCCUGUGCUUGACUGGAAUGACAUCAAGUUCCAAGAUGUGAUUGGAGAGGGCAACUUUGGCCAGGUUCUGAAGGCGCGCAUCAAGAAGGAUGGGUUACGGAUGGACGCCGCCAUCAAGAGGAUGAAAGAAUAUGCCUCCAAAGAUGAUCACAGGGACUUUGCAGGAGAACUGGAGGUUCUUUGUAAACUUGGACACCAUCCAAACAUCAUUAAUCUCUUGGGAGCAUGUGAACACAGAGGCUACUUAUACCUGGCUAUUGAGUAUGCCCCACAUGGAAACCUCCUGGACUUUCUGCGUAAGAGCCGAGUGCUAGAGACAGACCCUGCCUUUGCCAUCGCCAACAGCACGGCUUCCACACUGUCCUCCCAGCAGCUUCUUCAUUUUGCUGCAGAUGUGGCCCGGGGGAUGGACUACUUGAGCCAAAAACAGUUUAUCCACAGGGACCUGGCUGCCAGAAACAUUUUAGUUGGCGAAAACUACAUAGCCAAAAUAGCAGAUUUUGGAUUGUCACGAGGUCAAGAAGUGUAUGUGAAAAAGACGAUGGGAAGGCUCCCAGUGCGCUGGAUGGCAAUUGAGUCACUGAACUAUAGUGUCUAUACAACCAACAGUGAUGUAUGGUCCUAUGGUGUAUUGCUCUGGGAGAUCGUUAGCUUAGGAGGCACUCCAUACUGCGGCAUGACAUGUGCAGAACUCUAUGAGAAGCUGCCCCAGGGCUACAGAUUGGAGAAGCCCCUGAACUGUGAUGAUGAGGUGUAUGAUCUAAUGAGACAAUGCUGGAGGGAGAAGCCUUAUGAGAGACCAUCAUUUGCCCAGAUACUGGUGUCCUUAAACAGGAUGCUGGAAGAACGAAAGACAUACGUGAACACCACACUUUAUGAGAAGUUUACCUACGCAGGAAUUGACUGUUCUGCUGAAGAAGCAGCCUAGGGCAGAAUCCUUCCUGCAUGAUUGCCAUUUCUCUUCACUGGCCCGAGCGCGCCUUGACGCCUGUUCUAAGCAAGCAACCCACUGCCAAGAGAUGUGAUAUAGAAGUGUAUAUAUUGUGCUAUGUGUUUGGGACCCUCAUCAUAUAGCUCUCAUGGAUCUGUAGUGUGUUCUGACUCUAAUAUGACUGUAUAUACUGUUUGGAGUAAGAAUGUGCUAGGAUCAGAAUGCCUGCUUGUGGUUUCAUAUAAUAUAUUUUUCUAAAAACAUGGAUUGCCCAGGAAGGUGUGAGUACAAAUACUGUAAUGCAGAACUUGUUGUUGUCUUAGAUGUUUUUGAUAUUUUCCUUCAUAACUGAACGUUAUAAAAGUGUUUUGCUGUUUAUACAUAAGAUACUGUUCAUUAACCAUUCCCUUGACAGCACAGGAAGAAAAGCGAGGGAACUGUACGAAUUGUGUUAGAAUGUGGGUUACUACACAAGAGCAGCAGGGAAGAGGCUCUCUCAAUUCUGCUCCUCACCUACAGAAGACAGUUUGUCCUGUGUUUCUACAGCAUCCAAAUCAUUCCAAAAUGUUAACAUCUAAAAACUUUCUGAGAGAUAUAAAGUCAAAAAACAAAUUGGUGGGACUUACAUUUUGUUUCUCUAGUAAUCUGUUGUAUAUUUUAAGAAGUAAAACUAGGAAUUUAGGAGCAACGUGUGACAUUUGUGACAUGGAGUUACCAUCCCCACAUGUAUCGCACACUGUCAUAUUCCCACAUGUAUCGCACAGUGUAAAAGUUUGUAGUUUUGAUCACUUGUGAAUUUAUUGUUGAUGCGGUAGACACCCACUGCAAUGGUUCCUCCUGUAGGUGAAUAAAUGUCUUGUCUACCCACA
Rattus rattus (black rat) is the source of this 3452-nucleotide messenger RNA. RefSeq names its product TEK receptor tyrosine kinase (gene Tek). Gene Ontology annotation, biological process: positive regulation of endothelial cell migration; angiogenesis; positive regulation of MAPK cascade. The record is from RefSeq and is a predicted model, not a curated record. The transcript is spliced from 18 exons. The coding region runs from base 1 to 2580 and encodes 859 amino acids. Lineage: Eukaryota; Metazoa; Chordata; Mammalia; Rodentia; Muridae. Gene Ontology annotation, cellular component: signaling receptor complex. Gene Ontology annotation, molecular function: protein binding; ATP binding; transmembrane receptor protein tyrosine kinase activity.